This is a messenger RNA of Hyalella azteca, 2892 nucleotides long. Its product is annotated as probable RNA-binding protein 19. The transcript is spliced from 20 exons. Gene Ontology annotation, molecular function: RNA binding. Lineage: Eukaryota; Metazoa; Arthropoda; Malacostraca; Amphipoda; Hyalellidae. The coding region runs from base 158 to 2749 and encodes 863 amino acids. The record is from RefSeq and is a predicted model, not a curated record.
AGUACAAUACAACAGUGUAGAAUCAACCCAUUUAACGUGGCUGAAAUUUAAUGGAUAUUGCAUCAAAUCCCAGAAAGCUGCAUUUAUCAACUUAUCUUUUCCAAGAUACCAUCUAAUGUUCAUUCUUUACUGACUUUGUGCUUAAUUUCUGGUAAAAAUGGUCCUGAAAGCUAGCAAGGUAUUGAAAAAGAAGUCGCCAAAAACAUCGCAGAUGACACCCAAGCCUAAAAAGGCCAGACUGUCUUCUAGUUCUCCAAAAAUAGACAGCCAAAAAUCCAUCCUUAAAAAAGUAACUCCUACAGCAAGAGAGAAAAAAAAUGAAUCCAAGAAGGAGCUUAUGGCAUGCCUGAAGAGGUCACCUGAAACCCCACUGGCGGCACCCACAUCAAAGAAAAUGAGACGCACUUUGAGCUCCCAACCUGAAGAGAGUCGGGAGUCCAGCAUCAAAAUUAAAACUGCAGAAAAAAAGCCUAGCAAAGGCAUAAAGAAAAAGCUUUCGACACCUAGAAUUGCUUCCCCUCAACCUGAAGCAGUUGAUGAUUCCCACAGUAUGAAGGAUGCAGUUACCCGCCAAAGGUCUUUGGGUUACAGUGUGCAAGUUGACGAUAUCAACAAAGUGACGAGAGCAAAACUGAUCCAACACUUUGGCAAGUUUGGUACGGUUGUGAAACUUGGUUUAUCCAGUCAGCCUACUAAGAUCUCCAAGUCCUCGGCCUCAGAAGUCAGAGGCAACGUUACCUUUGCCAGCAAAGAUGUUGCUGACUUGGCAAAAGCAGCUAGCCAUCUAGUUGAUGGAUGCGAGAUAGUCAUCAGACCUUGGACGCCCAUCCUACAGAUGGAUAAUGAAGAGAAAGCACCUCAAAGGAUAAAGAAAAAGUAUACCAAUGAAGAUAAGGAACCUCGGGGGAUAAAGCGGAAGAGAAAUGAAACUGCCUCUCCUAGCGGUCAUAAGAUAUUUGUUGGACGUCUGCUUCCCAGUGCCACGUCCGACGAUCUCGAGAAACAUUUCUCGGCUUACGGCGAGGUUUGGGGUGUUUCUCUCCACCACGAUAAAAAGAACAACCCGCCAAAGAAGAGUUUUGCUUUUGUUUCCUUCGCCAACGAGACCGCUAAAGAUGCUGCUCUCAUCGCUGAUCACGAGAUUGAUGGACAACCUAUCUAUGUUGAUGACAGCCGAAAGCCUCCGAGAAACGAAACUGCCACUCCUAGCGGUUAUGAGAUAUUUGUUGGUAGUUUGCAUCCAGAUGCCACGCACGAAGAUCUGAAGAAACAUUUCUCAACUUACGGCGAGGUUUUGAAUGUUUUCUUACACCACGAUAAAAAGAAUAACCCGCCCAAAAAUAAUUUUGCUUAUGUUCGCUUCGCCGAUGAGACCGCUAGAGACGCUGCUCUUGCAGUUGACCACGAGAUCAAUGGAUCCCCUGUACAUGUUGAUGACAACAAAAAGUCCUCGGUAAGCACAGCUCCUCUGCAGGGUGGCAGAUUAAUAGUCAACCCAGAACGGAAGAAGCAGAAGAAAAGCGACGAUAAUAAAGUGUUCAUAAGCAACAUCCCCUACAGCGUCGGGGCUGAGAGCGUCAAGGAACUCUUCUCACAGUUUGGGAAAAUAUCAGACGUGCGGAUGCCACUCGACAGGAACGACGAGCGUUUCAACAGAGGCUUUGCCUUUGUCUCAUUUCUUGACAAGUCGUCGGCUGACAACGCAAUUGCCUCUGAGGAUCUUCAGAUCGAGGGGCGCACUUUAGCUGUAAAACUGUUCAGCAAGAUUGAGAGAACUAAAACUAACACUCCACGCGAUCACGAAGUAUUUGUUGGAAGUCUGCAUCCAGAAGUCACGUCCGACGACCUCGAGAAACAUUUCUCUGCGCACGGGAAGGUUUUAAACGUUUCUAUCCACAACGAUAAAAAGAACAACCCGCCCAGGAAGAGUUAUGCUUAUGUUUCCUUCGCCAACGAGACCGCUAAAGAUGCUGUCCUCGCGGCUGAGCACGAGAUUGAUGGGCACCCUAUAUAUGUUGCUGAAUUACGAAAGAAACAGAUUGACGGUCAUGCCUUGGGUGUUGAAGAAGGAAAGGUCUCGAUGGACAAACAGUCGCUGUUUGUUCUCGGCUUGAACAGGAAGACAUCAGCCGCGACGCUUGCGCUUCACUUCGGUCGCUACGGGGAAGUCUCUGGCGUCGCAAUGGAGGAAGACGCAAGCGGCGGCAGCUGCGCGGUGGUCACGUUCAGCGACGAUGCCAGCGCUUCGGCAGCUCUCGCGGAAGAUCACCAGAUCGACUAUUCAUUCGUCACGAUUCACAGGCACAAGAUCACAUCAAACAAUGAAAGGUCCAGAAGAGACAGAGGAAAGACGUGUGACCGGCUCAACCGCAGAAGUGAUGAAAAUGAAGAUGAUAAUAGUGAUAUUGAUGAAAAAGAAGACGAUGAUAGUGAUAUUGAUAACAAUGAAGGCGAUGAUAGUGAUAUUGAUGAAAAAGAAGACGAUGCUGACAGUGAUAUUGAUAAAAAUGAAGGCGAUGAUAGUGAUAUUGAUGAAAAAGAAGACGAUGAUGACAGUGAUAAUGAUGAAAAUGAAGACGAUGAUAGUGAUAUUGAUGAAAAUGAAGACAAAGAUUGUGAUAGUGAUGAAAAGGAAGAUGCGAGUGUAAAUGACGGCCGGGACGUGGAUAAAAAUGGAAGUCGAGAGGGUAAUGAAAGCGACUUGGAUGAAAAUGCAGCCGGCGAGAGUGAAGAAGAAAGUGAUUGUUAGCUGAAAAGUUUGAUCGUCACCUGGCGAAGAAUUCUUGUGGAUCCGAAACGUGACGGGUCACUGAUUGAAGACCAGAGGGCUAGCGUUGCAAACUCGUGUGCCGUAUAAUUAUAAAAAGUCGACCACGAAAGUGAUGCAAAAGA